GAGUGGUGAGGUGACGUUGAAUCUCUCCAGAAAAUCUAUUGGCUGCCGGUUAGAUAGAAACUAUAUAUGUUCGCGCGGGGAUUUUUUGACCAGUUUACAGACACGGAAGCGUCUAAAACAAGACUAAUUCCUGCAGAACGUUUUUCAAUAUUCGAAAGUAAACAUGAAGUCCGCAGUAGCUCUUCUGAUGAUCGGGGUAGCUCUCAUGUAUUCUGGAAAACCUUCCCUGCAAUACUUCAAGGAAACAUCAGGUUUAAAGGUUUUGACGGCACUGAUGGCUCCAUACCACAUUUUUGACUUCGGUGUGCAGGUGUGGGAAGAUCAGACCGGAACAACAGAUGCCUUCCGUCAGGAAGGUUAUGAUGGAGAGGACUCUCUGUCUCUUGAUUUGAAGGAGAAAGAGUUGAAAGAGUUGGAGGAGAAAGAGAUGAAAGAGUUGAAAGAGUUGGAGGAGAAAGAGUUGGAGGAGAAAGAGAUGAAAGAGUUGAAAGAGUUGGAGGAGAAAGAGUUGGAGGAGAAAGAGAUGAAAGAGUUGGAGGAGAAAGAGUUGGAGGAGAAAGAGAUGAAAGAGUUGAAAGAGUUGGAGGAGAAAGAGUUGGAGGAGAAAGAGAUGAAAGAGUUGAAAGAGUUGGAGGAGAAAGAGUUGGAGGAGAAAGAGAUGAAAGAGUUGAGGGAGAAUGAAGUUCUUUACUUCAGCCCUGUGUGCAGUCCCAGCAGGCGCCGGGCGUGAAUAUGAAGUCAUUUUGAUGUUGCACCCCAAAGUUAGAUAGAGGUUAUAUUUUGGCGUUGGGUCUUACGUUGGGUUCUGACGUCAAUCUGAUUUUAAUUUUCAACCAAAGUGCAACAAUGGAGUUUGACUCAAAUCGGGUUGAUGUCAGAACCCAAUGUAUUGGAGAAUCGAUAAUUCACUCUAUGCAGGGCUGCUUCACUGUGUAAUGUGAGAAAGCAGUGGUCUUUAUAAAAGAAGCACUUCAGAAGUAGAAAUUGCAUUUAUCAGGGCUCAUGGGAUCUUAUAAAAAUAAUCCAAAUUGCAAACUAAAUUGUAAUUUAUCUAUAUUCUGGGGGCUCUAUAUUCUAGCGGACCCCCCAGCAUGAGUUUAAAGUGACCGUUAUUUUAGUACAUUAUUUUAGAAAGUAUUAAUUGCUUGGAGAUGUGUCAUGCAGCUGGCAGAUAUGUAGGUAUCGCGAUAAGAUAUGGUUUUUUUCUUUUUUAUUUAAAAUUUUUCCAAAAAUCUUAAAGGUGGAGUCAGUAGUUUUUCAAACACACUAUUUGGAAGUUAGUCGGUCCGACACCAACAACAAACGUGUAACCAAUCAACAGAAGGGGGCGUAUGACGGUCGAGGAGAGAGAACGAGCAAAAGGGAGAUUUGAAAAGGAAAAAAAACUGCAGGAAGAGAGAUGAGACACAAUACAAAAGAGCUCAAAAGAAUAUCACUGGAAUGAAGGUUUAUGACUGGGCAAGCGCUUUAGGGCCCGUGUUAAUAUCAGAAAAGCUUUCCAGCGCUGGAGAGAGCUAAGUGGGAAGGCCUGAAAACAGAUGCGGAGGCUGCUUUGAUUCCACUUCUCAUGUAACACAGGGUUUGAGUGUCAUUGAUUGUCUGGAGCUGCUGUGCUUUUGGUGACUAUCAACAAACACUUUGUAUUUACUCUUGUGUACUGUAUUUGUGUACAUUUUUUUUGUUUGUUCAUUAUCUGUGCUUUAUUUUUCUUGAAGCAUUAUUUUGUUGCGCAUCAGCUGUGAUAAACAGACAUCCACUCACAUUGUGUGUAACAGCAUUUUUGAAAAUCUACUUACUCCAUCUUUAAUGUAAUUCUUGUAAAAAUGCACAUACAUGUGUGCUUUGAUAAUGUUAUACUUUGUAUCUAUAUAUAAAAAGCAAAGCUAUAUGUUUGUUUGUAAUAGCUUCUAGGCUGUUAAUGACUUUGCCUUUCAGUGGAUCUUUACUUGUUUACCUUAUAUAGUCAGGUUCAUUUAUACAUAUUAAAUGGCAUUGAAAUAUAUUGCUUGAUUUGAUUAAUCCAUUUCAUUAAACUACAAGAUGUGUAUGUAUUGUAUUCUGGAAAUAAAACUUUGGCCUUCUAAAAGCUAUUAUAUAUUAUAGCAUUGUGGAUUAAAAAUGUACAGCAAUUAA
This is a messenger RNA of Ctenopharyngodon idella (grass carp), 2133 nucleotides long. Its product is annotated as DNA ligase 1. Lineage: Eukaryota; Metazoa; Chordata; Actinopteri; Cypriniformes; Xenocyprididae. The record is from RefSeq and is a predicted model, not a curated record. The transcript has 3 exons. The coding region runs from base 164 to 730 and encodes 188 amino acids.